This is a messenger RNA of Amyelois transitella, 1551 nucleotides long. It is a transcript of the gene PolD2, whose product is annotated as DNA polymerase delta subunit 2. Gene Ontology annotation, molecular function: DNA binding. Gene Ontology annotation, biological process: DNA replication; DNA strand elongation involved in DNA replication. The record is from RefSeq and is a predicted model, not a curated record. Gene Ontology annotation, cellular component: delta DNA polymerase complex. The coding region runs from base 183 to 1511 and encodes 442 amino acids. NCBI's taxonomy places the organism in Eukaryota, Metazoa, Arthropoda, Insecta, Lepidoptera, Pyralidae. The transcript is spliced from 8 exons.
UCAACAUAUAAAUUUCGUAUUUAUUUUGUUUCGAAUUAAGUGUGAAUAUGAAUAUAUGAAUGAAGUUUUUAUUUACGCGCGCUUACAUUAUAAUUUUAUAUCACCUGUAAAUUUGGAAAGGAACACAUCUUUUUAUUAUUUGUGAACGGUAUACUAUACGAAAAAAAAUACAAAUUUUAAAAAUGCUUUUUAAAAUUGAAAGACAGUCUAGUGAGAAACAUGAAGAUGAUUUUUCUCCCAACGAAUUAGAAAGAUAUUCUACGGAUUAUAGUGAUUGCUCAGAGCGAUUCUACAAAGUUUCCCGUGAUUUUUCAAAGCAAUAUGCUCAUAUUUAUUCAGCUAGACUGAAUACUUUUCGUAAUAUUCUUGAUCCAGUUAUUAAAAACAAGUGGCAUGGGGGUUACAAAAUUUUAAAAUUGUGUGAGUUGCGUGAGAAGAAUACGGCUUGUGUUAUUAUUGGAACGUUAUUUAAGUUUCAAGAAUUAAAACCCAGCAUACUGAAAGAAUUAUCUGAUGAAUUGGAAAUAAUACCUCAACCCACAAGGACCCACUUUGUACAUGACUCUGAUAGUUUGGUCUUAGAAGAUGAACUACAGAGAAUCAAGCUUAUUGGUGGCUUAAUUGAUGUGCAUCAGGUGGUUACUGGAGUUGUUUGUGCUGUUUUAGGUUCUGAGGAAGAAGAUGGUGUUUUCACAGUAAAAGAUGUCUGUUGGGCAGGUUGUGGCAUACAAAAGCCAUUGCCCACUCUUUCCAAUGACAGGUAUAUCAUCCUUGUUUCUGGCUUAAACAUGGCAUCAAAGAAGGCAGAUCACAUGUUCUCCUUACAUUUGCUACUUGAAUGGCUUUCAGGCAUGACUGGGACUGCCACAUAUCAAGGAGAGCUGUCUAAAAUAGUUCGAGUUAUUGUUGCAGGUGGAGUAUUUGCAAACUACUCAAAUGAAAGCUCACUGAAUGAGUCUGAUGUGAUCGCAUCAGCUGGUACAGUGGACACAUUCUGUGCUGCUAUCAGCGCGGUGGCACCCUUAGAUCUGAUGCCCGGCAGCAAGGAUCCUGCGGGCAUCAUGUUACCACAGAAACCGUUUCAUUAUUGUUUGUUCCCAAAAGCAAUUGAAUACAAAUCAUUCAAUAGAGUUUCUAAUCCCUAUGAAUGUGAUAUCGGAGGGUUCAUUUGUUUAGGAUCUUCUGGAGAAGCCGUCAAAGAUAUAAUGCGAUAUAGUAAGAUAGAUAACACAUUAGAUAUUAUGCGAAAUACAUUAGAGUGGCGUCACAUGGCGCCCACAUGUCCUGACACGGUGCCAUGCACGCCAUGUGUUGAUACCGAUCCAUUCGUCAUAGAGAGCUGCCCAGCUAUAUAUUUUAGUGGCAACAGUGAUGAGUUUGCGACUGAUAUUUAUGAAGGCAAUAGUGGCCAACGAGUGAGACUGGUGUCUGUGCCAGACUUUUGCUCAACUAAAACUGCAGCUAUUGUAAACUUAGCUAACCUGGAGUGCUAUAGUAUGAAAUUCGCAUAAUGAUGUUAAUACUUAUAAUAAAUACAUAACUGAUUUAUUU